Molecule: messenger RNA, 1071 nt
Organism: Cloeon dipterum
Lineage: Eukaryota; Metazoa; Arthropoda; Insecta; Ephemeroptera; Baetidae
Exons: 11
Coding region: 1-1071 (356 amino acids)
Source: RefSeq, a predicted model, not a curated record
AUGGAACUACUACAGGGAGAACAAUCGUUAUUUGGUGCUGACGGAAGUCUUAUCGAUUAUGAAGAGUACGGUGGAUGGGAAGAGGCAUGCGGAUCACUAUACUUCUUCGGAAAUGAAUUAAUGAACUUCAAACAAAAUUUCGACUUUUGCUGCAGCAUUGGCAUGUUGCCUUUGAUGGUAGAAAACGAUUGGAAGCGUUCUUGUCUCAGCAAAUUUAUUGACGGCCCGAAUUGGAAGUACAACGUUCGCUUCUGGUCGACUGGAAAACGAAUGGACCCAACCACAUUCGUGUGGUACGACAAGCGAACCACGUUCAAAACUAACUACUGGCGUUACGCACAACCAAGCAACACAAACGGAACUGAGGACUGCGUCAUGAUCAAUAUUCUGAUGUUUAACGAAACAGUUGUGCAACUAGACGAUCGGAAUUGCGAGCGCGUGACGCCCAACUCGUGUGUUGGCCCAACAACGCCGAAACCAAAGUGUAGCUUUCCAGAAUGUCCCUACAUGAAUUGCACAAUUCACCCUUCUUUCCACACUAUUCUACCUGAUGGAGCCACUUCUUACCUGACGACUCCAAAUGAUCACGGAGUGUGGGUGGACAUUGAUUACCGGACUUUCAUGCUAAGCAAAGACUCCGAUAUCAGAACGUUUGACGAAGCACUGGCCGCAUGCUGUGCGCUGGAUUUGACGCUGCUGAGUCUGCACCAAGGCUACAAAUUCAACUUUCUCGCUAGGGCUUUCAAAAACCUUUCUAUUGCAACUGGGAAAUUUUGGACGGCCGGUUCGGACGCCGGCUGUGAAGGCACCUACGGCUUCUGCUCGACGAACCGAACCAUCAACUGGAACGAAAGUUUUUGGAUGCAAAAUCAGCCUGACGAUACCGGUCCGAGUAACCAAGACUGCCUAGCGGUCAAUGCUUUCAACAAACAAGCUCUGCUCAGCGACGAACCUUGCACUGCAAAGCUCAGAUACAUUUGUGAGGGUAGAACUUCAAACAAGGUGAAGGCUCACGAGUUGGAGUGUAUUGCGGCUUAUAAUAUAACACCAAGUAUGGUUUUUUAUCUUUAA